GUCUCUUGCUUACUGUUGGACUUGGACAGACGUAAUCUGUGAAGAUAAUUGAAGUUCCUUUGCUCCAAAUGCUUAUGGGAGUCUCGUGGAGCGUGUGUUUGACAGCAAGACCUGGUGAAACCUUCAUUCUUUGUCUGUUACAAAGUCCAGAGGUUGUGGGAAGCAGCUACAAGGCUUGAGGAUGCCCCCGCUACCAAACGCUGAACUAGUUCAGAACUCUCGGCAGCUGUAUCGCUACCUACUCCGAUGCUGUAAGCAGCUUCCUGAAGAGAGCAUUCGGCAGCAUUACAGACAUGCAAUCAGGCAGAGUUUCAAGGUUCAUGCUGAUGAAGAUGAUCCUGAGCGAAUCCAACAGAUUAUUAAGAGAGCCAUUGAAGAUGCUGACUGGGUCAUGAAUAAAUAUAAAAAACAGAAGUAGAAGAAGAUGAUGAAGACAAGAAUGUCAUUGGUAAAGAAUCUUAGAGGACUUGCAGUCAAGCCCAGUACUGUAGUAUAGUUGCUGCCUUGGAUAAUACAAAUAUAGUAAUUUAUGUCUCACUGGGUUAUCAUGAAGCUAAGUUAAUAUUUCUGAAGCUAUUUGGGUUUGUAGAUUAAAAGGCACACUCUAGAUUCAAAGUAUUAGCUUGUAUAACCACAAGUUUAGCUUAAAGGCCAAACUUGUCUGAACUCUAAGUAAUACAGAGCUCUCAGGAAAACUUACUGAGAAUACAGAUGUAAUGGAGUACACGUCAUUAACAAGAAAUAAAUAGUGCCCUGUGUGGUGUUCAUAUCUGAAUUACAGCAGCUCAUCUGGAAGAUCUUAACUUCCAAGCCCAUCUGAAACCUGAAGCAUAGUAUUUCCCGCUUGCCUGUCCAUGCUGUGGGUAGCUCUUCAUUCUUCACUGUAGGUUGGCAGUUGAACUAGUGGUGGCCUUUUCUAAUUUAAGGAUAGGUGCCUGUCAGCCUGAGCUCUAGACUUGCAUGAAAACAGGCACCACUCAGCGAGGUUUUGUGCACUGAAUGGUUUAAUUACUGCAAUGUGCAAUGUUGUACAGAGGCCUUCACGACAAAUAAAUGUCCUUUAAAAGUG
This is a messenger RNA of Neopsephotus bourkii (Bourke's parrot), 1069 nucleotides long. It is a transcript of the gene LYRM9, whose product is annotated as LYR motif containing 9. The record is from RefSeq and is a predicted model, not a curated record. Bases 182 to 418 code for a protein of 78 amino acids. The transcript has 5 exons. Lineage: Eukaryota; Metazoa; Chordata; Aves; Psittaciformes; Psittacidae.